UCCAUCUUCCCCGAACGUGCCGCCGAACCCAAGUAUACAAAAAGAGCUCCAUUGGCACUUUCCCAUCCAUCCAGAGAAAACACAUCUCGCCCAAUCGCCCAUAGCCGAAACCAACAAGAAGCCCCCCAAUGGUCAACAUGGCGGCCGCAGCCCCCAUCCGCCGCCGCCGCCGCCGCUUCCUCCUCCUCCUGCUCCUCCUCAGCCUCACCAGCUCCACCUCGACGGCGCCCUACGACCCGCCCACGGUGCCGGAGCUCAUGGACCGGUUCGGCCUCCCGCGCGCGCUCCUCCCGGACACGGCCCGGCGGUACCUCCUCCACGACGACGGCUCCUUCGAGCUCUUCCUCGACGACGGCUGCGAGGUCGAGGUCGCUGGCUACAGCGUCCUCUACGGCAUCAAGCUCUCCGGAGCCGUGGCGCCCGGGUCGGUCACGGGUCUCGAGGGCGUCCGCGUCCGCGUGCUGUUCGUCUGGGUGCCCGUCACGGGCGUCGAGGUCGGCGGCGGGGUCGUGACCCUCCGCGUUGGCCCCGUCAGGAAGUCGUUCCCGGUCGUCGGAUUCAAGGCCAGCCCCCGGUGCUCCACCACCGGCUCCGCCAUGGCCGCCGCCGCCGCCGAUGUAGUAGUCUAGUUUCGAUGUAGCCUAGUUAGUUGAGGAUCUUACGCCACGCUUUGUGUACACUUGUACUUGUAUCGCAUUGGAUGAUUGGAGGAAGAAGGAAUACCGAAUACGCAUAGUACUAUUGGCAUAUACAUCUACAUAAUAUAUGAUGGUAUUUCCAUAAAUUGACAAGA
Molecule: messenger RNA, 793 nt
Organism: Brachypodium distachyon (stiff brome)
Lineage: Eukaryota; Viridiplantae; Streptophyta; Magnoliopsida; Poales; Poaceae
Exons: 1
Coding region: 129-629 (166 amino acids)
Source: RefSeq, a predicted model, not a curated record